Molecule: messenger RNA, 1736 nt
Organism: Achroia grisella
Lineage: Eukaryota; Metazoa; Arthropoda; Insecta; Lepidoptera; Pyralidae
Product: organic cation transporter protein-like
Exons: 7
Coding region: 197-1720 (507 amino acids)
Biological process (GO): transmembrane transport
Cellular component (GO): membrane
Molecular function (GO): transmembrane transporter activity
Source: RefSeq, a predicted model, not a curated record
UCGGCGACGGUGUGGCGUUAGUGAGGAUAAUUUUUAUAUAAACCUUUCGUAUACGUUACGAACAUAAACCUUGGAUUUCCUUAUUAAACAAUACUGUUUUUUAAUCUGUAAGUCGACACUCGUUUCGACAGUCGACAGUUGUUAAUUCGUCGUAUAGUAAACUCGAGUGUGUUAUAAGGUUUUGAUUAAUAUAAAUAUGACCUCCAGUGACACUUUAAGUGAUAUGGAGAAGGUGCUAUCAAGGUUCGGUGUAUUUGGACGUUAUCAUGCGCAGUUUAUGUUUUUUUCGUUCAUGGCGUUUGCCUCCAACUCAGUGUUUUGUGGGAAUUUUUUGUUUGCUGCCGAGGAAGUUGGAUAUCGGUGUAAGGAUGAAAAUUUUGGCAACGACUUGUGCAGAAGUCAAAAUUCAUCGGUUGAGUAUUGUACAGAAUGGAUUUACGACAAUCCGGACAGUUUUGUAGCGGAAUUCGGACUAGCAUGCCAAGAGUGGAAAAGAACAUUGGUGGGCACCAUACAUAGUUUUGGAUACAUGGUCGGGCUGCUUCUAGUGGGACCGAUGUCGGACAGGUUAGGCAGAAAACUGUCAAUAGUCAUCACCGGAAUGUUGGGUGGCAUCUUCGGCGUGGCAAGGAGUUUCUCCAUGAACUACUGGCUAUAUAUAAUCUUAGAGUUCUUGGAGGCUGCGAUCGGUGACAUCUGUUCGCCAAUGUUUGUAUUGACUAUAGAAAUAGUGUCAUCGAAGAAUAGAUUAUUAUUCUACAUACUCAGCACAUUUGGUUACACAUUCGGUGGUAUAUUGUUAUCCGGCUCGGCGUAUGCGUUUCCAUACUGGAGGACAUUUCUACGAGUAGUCUACGCUCCUGCUCUUCUAUUCUUCUUUUACCUCUUCGUUAUAGACGAAAGUCCAAGAUGGCUGCUAAUAAAAGGGAAGAAAGAGGAAGCUGUAGCUAUCCUUGAGAAGGCAGCUAAGUUGAACAAAAUUAAACUUGACAAAGCAGUUCUGGAGAAGUUGGAGACAGAGAAAGAGAAGGACAUAGAGUUCGUAAGACUUUUAAAAGUAACGUUUAGGUCUAAGACGCUUCUGAAGAGGUUCUUCAUAUGCAUCAUUUGGUGGAGUACAUCCACCUUCGUAAAUUAUGGGCUGACAAUAAAUUCGGUGUCUUUACAAGGAAACAAGUACAUAAACUACGCUCUCAUUUGCAUCAUGGAUAUUCCGGCUAAUAUAAUAAUUUUAUUGGCUUUGAACCGUUUCAAAAAGAAGUAUUCGUUAAUAGCGUCCUUUUUAGUUGGUGCUAUUUUGUGUUUGUCGCAGCCAUUUAUGCCUACAAACCUAUCCUGGCUGUCACUGGUGUUAUACAUGGCCGGCAAGUUGAUGUCUUCAUUCUACUUCAGCAUCACAUACAUCUACACGUCGGAGUUGUUCCCCACGUACACCAGGAACUCUAUGCAUGCCCUCAGUUCCUCGCUGGGUAGGAUCGGUUCAAUAAUUGCUCCACAAACUCCAUUAUUGAUGCACUACUGGUCAGGUCUCCCUUCCUUUGUGUUCGGCAGCACAUCGUUGUUCGCUGGCCUCAUUACCUUCCUGGUACCGGACACUGGAGCUGACUCUCUUCCAGACACAGUAUGCGAGGCUGAAGCAGUGGGCAAAACUGACCUUAACAUGAAAACGCCUCCAAUAAACUUUGUUAUUCCUAAAAACGAGAAUUUCGCCAAAUUAUAAUGUUAUAAAGUUUGUU